UUGGCCCGUUCGACUCCAAGUCGCGGGCAGAGCUCUCAGUUGACGCUCAGUUCGGCUCAGCGAGGCCAGCAAGAAGAAAGGGGAUUAUUCUAUAUGUGUGUGAGCAUCGUGCGUGUGUAUAUUGGCGCACGAUCCUCGAAACUGAAGAAGCGUUCUACUACCUGCCGAGAGUCCUUCCGUUACAUUACACUUAAUACCAAGGGGUGAUUUUACCUGAUCUGAUUGAUUUGAAGAUAAAAAAACGAGAGAGAUAAAGGGAUUCUGCUCUGAUCCGGGAACUUCUCCCUCUUCUUAGACGACUUCGUGACGACUUCAAGCUCUAAUGUUCGAAUUUUCGCCGUUAGUGGGUUUCGUGAUUGCAUAGAUUGCGGACAUUCCACGCGCGAGAAAAACGUUUGAUGAAUCGCGCUCGGAACCCCUUCAUAAUGAUGGGGUUGACAGUAUUCGCUGAUGAUAGAGACGGGGCGACGUGUGGCUCGUAUAUGGUAGACCACUGGACGAUCAUAGCGCAGUUAGUCGCGCAGUGAAUUAGCCUAACGAAGAUCGACGGAUUGCCAAGUGUCAUAGCUGGUGCUCGCAUUAAAUUGCUCACUAGUUUUAUAACGUUUCCCUCUUUAACGCGUGGCGAUCGAGCGCAAUCGCCUCACCGGAGUUAUCGCGGUCCGAACGAUGCACUAAAUCGCGCUGUGUCAUUUUGUUUUCGUUUCAACCCUCAUCCUGCAUCGUUGGAUCGACCGAUUGGACGACCGCAUAAUAAUCUGGACAAAUUAUCAAUCGACUCUACGAUUGACGACGUUUACACGUGGGGACGUUUACUCACUGCUGUCACAUCGAUUAUCUUACCCGACUUCGUCAACAUCGUCAUCAUCGUCGUGGACGAUUCUCAUCGCCGCGUGUGGACCUCUCGUCCGCGGAUUUGCCAAGCACUUUAUCGCGCCCCCGUCUAUCCUUCGCGCUGCCCCGUGCCUCUCUUCGCUUCUCUAUUCCACGUUUAUCUACCCCUCCACCUGUCUGCUGCGGCGCUGCACACCCUCUCUCCCGCCACCAACCCCGUCAUCGGACGACGCGCGUACCCGCACGAUUUUCCCUAUCCCCACCCGCCUUCGCUCACUCCUCGCGCCUCUGCUACCUUCUGCACGCGCUUUCUUUAUUUACUCCGUGAAUUCACGGACAACACGACCGGCUCGAUCACGAUGAGCGCUCCGUUCCUCGAUCCUCGGUGAAAAUCCUCCUCCAUCACGCGCACGUUUGUCGUGUUUUCUACUACUGGAUCUAUUAUUCGCGGUCUACGCUACGUUUUUCGUUCGAUCGGUGUUCCGCGAAUACUGGGACAAUCGCUAAUCUACAUACCCGCUUUGCUCAUCACUACAUUGUUAUCACGAUGACCAUGCGACAACUUUCACAUUUUGGGUGAACUCUGGUCCGAUUUGUGCUGACUUAUCGCGCGUAAUUCGUGAUUUAACUAAACUCAUACGGCGGUCACGGGACCAUCACCUACAUCAAUCGACGCGGACGUCGGCAUAAAUAUUAUUAUAACAUCGGCAAUAAACCGUCAUCAUCUGCACCAUCGCCGAUCACGUGGCUUGCUCGACGGCGACGCUGUACGAUAAUGUUCACGCCGCGCCGCUAUGUGGCUCCGGCGUGGGCCACCCUGGCUCGGUCACGUCGAUGGGAACAGCAACCGGAGCGGGGAAUUCCACCGGGGUGACCUGGUGGGCCAUGAUGAACGGUUCCCUCUACGAGGACAGUCCGCCGCCAGUUCCACCAACAGCUUCGACCCUCGUAUCGAUUCAACAACAAACAACCUCGACACCGGGCUCUCAUCAAGCGACAACACCGACUUCACCUGGUGCACCGGUAUCAUCGGCAACGACAGCGCCACCGGCGGCUACAGCAAGCGCCAGUUCAACCUCGCCAAGCGCUUCUUCGGUAGCGAGCAACAGUGCAGCUGGACCACUUCAUAUACCAGCCAAGAGAUUAACAGCGACACCAGGAGGUGGUGGUACCACUUACGGAGAAGUAGCUUGCGUGGAAUCAUCAGGCGCGCCAGGUGGUGCGGGCGCAGCAGGCGUGAUACGGCACUCUCAUUCAGCGGGCUCCCAAGGCGGCUGGAGUUACAGUCCGCAUCAUCCCCAGGAUUCCCACUACUCGUCCACGGCGGGCGAAUCGUUGAACCAUCAUCAGACUUACGGGGGUAACAAUCCCCCCACGUACUACAACCUGGCGGCCGAUCCCACCUCGACCUCCGGUUCCUCCAGGGACAACCGGAAGGCCGGGCUUUUCUGGUCACCCGCAGCCGCUACCGCUGGAUCUGCCAGUACCGCUGGAUCUACCUCGGAUUACAAGUCCUACAACUCAGCCGGCGCGGCAACUACGACGUCGACUACCGGUGGAUCCACCACCGGAGCUACCGGCGCCGCCGAUCCGGCCGUGUCGUCCUGCCAUCAGAGCUUCUCUCAGAGUUGGUGCAAUUAUGCGCCAUACACGACAGCAAGGCAUCACCAUCCGGUCGACACGGCUGGACAUCAUCAUCCUCAUUCGCAGGCGGGAGUACCGUAUCUGGCGCCAUCCGCGGCGGAUGACCGCGGUAGAGUCGCUGCCGCUAUGGUCGCUGCGGAAGGUGCCUUUCCUCAUGAUGGAUACGGCGGCCUGAGAAACUAUGGAGCGCCCGAACCUGUUACUUCGAGUCCCUACCCACCUCCAGUGAUGUGGGGUUCCUCCCCAUCUUCCUUGUUUCCCGCAGGUUCGCUUGCGGGUGUGGGAGUCGGGGUUGGCGUAGCGGGGAUGGGCGUCGGGUGCGGCAGCUCCAACCCCUUGGAAUGGACGGGCCAGGUGACGGUGCGGAAGAAACGCAAACCUUACUCCAAGUUUCAAACUCUCGAGCUGGAGAAAGAGUUUCUCUUUAACGCUUAUGUAUCAAAACAGAAGCGAUGGGAGCUCGCGCGUAACCUAAAUCUGACCGAACGCCAAGUCAAGAUCUGGUUUCAAAAUCGUCGGAUGAAGAACAAGAAGAACAGCCAGCGGCAGACCCAACAGCAAAAUAACAACAACAACAACAACAGCAGCAGCGCCAAUAACGCGAAUCACCACGCGGCGACCGGCAGUCAUCACCAUCCGAGCACCGCACACGCACCACCCUCGAGUCACCACGUGGUCGCGCAGGCGCAUCAUGCGAAUGGCUCCACGAAGCAUCAUCAGUGACCCGUGGCCUUCUCUGGGGUCGUCUUCGGGCAUCAUCAUCACAGUCAUACCUCGUCCAGCAGCGGGGGCAGCCAUAACAGCCUGGUAGC
Mycetomoellerius zeteki is the source of this 3290-nucleotide messenger RNA. Its product is annotated as homeobox protein Hox-D9. Lineage: Eukaryota; Metazoa; Arthropoda; Insecta; Hymenoptera; Formicidae. Gene Ontology annotation, molecular function: DNA-binding transcription factor activity, RNA polymerase II-specific; RNA polymerase II cis-regulatory region sequence-specific DNA binding. The record is from RefSeq and is a predicted model, not a curated record. Gene Ontology annotation, cellular component: nucleus. Bases 1669 to 3201 code for a protein of 510 amino acids. The transcript is spliced from 2 exons. Gene Ontology annotation, biological process: regulation of transcription by RNA polymerase II.